AUGCCUCCAGCGCGCUUCCGCGCCGCGCGUCGCCCCUCGAGAGCGUUGACGAGCGCCCAAAGAGCUCGUCCUCGCGCCUCGAGCGCUCGCGCGGCGGCUCCGCUCAUUCUCGACGUCGACGCGCGUUCGACGAGUGAGAUUGGCUAUUACAGAUGGCCCGCGAUCAAAGGUAACGAGGUGUACUUUGUGUGCGAGGACGACGUGUACGCGGCGCGAUUGGACGGCUCGGAGGGGCGAAGCGCAACGGCGAGAAGGUUGACGCAGGCGCACGGCGCGUGUCAACGACCGGUGGUCUCCCCAGACGGCUCCAAGGUCGCGUUCUCGUGCGUGGAGGAUGGGUACGUGGAGAUAUACGUCGUGGACUCGGACGGUGGACCGAUGAAGCAGUUGACGCACAUGGGGGCGUCGUACGCGCGCGCGUGCUGCUUCUCCGAGGACGGCAAGCGCGUGUACUUCACGUCGAGCGGGGCGAGCGCGGAGCCGAGCGGGGAGGAGUUUUGGGUUGUGAACAUUGAAGCUGGGGCACCAAUGCGAUUGGGUAUCGGUCCAGGGCAGGAUUUGGACGUGAGAACGGUGAAUGGGAAAGAGUUGGCGCUCGUGGGGAGGAACACAGAGGAUCCGGGCACCGCGCACUGGAGAGGGUAUGCGGGUGGCGCGGGCGGAGAGAUUUGGAUCGGCUCCGUCGAUAAGUUGGUUCGAAUCGAUAGCUUCGAUGAGCUCACGGGGAACUUCGGGAACGCACGAUGGUUGAACGACGAGCACAUUGUAUUCACCAUGGAGGUGAACGGCAACGUCAACGUGUACCACGCUCGAGUUGAAAUCGGCGAGAAUACGGCGACAUUGAGCGAUGUGACGAGCGUGACGGACGAAACAGUCUUACCGGCUCGUUCUCUGAGCGUCGACACGACACUCGAACCGAAACUGUCGUGGACGGUGGGCGGCGAGAUUCACUUCAAGGAUGGGAACAAGGACGCCGAGAAGUUAGCGGUCAAGUGGGUGGGCCCUCGAACGCAGCUUUCAAAGCGUUUCGUCUACGCCGAAGACUGGCUCGAAAAUUGGGAUCUGCAUCCAGAAGGCUUGACCGUUAUGACGAUCGUUCGUGGGCAACCUUUCACGAUGGGUAUUUGGGAUGGCCCGGUGUUGAGCUAUCCUCCGGCGACGAUACAAAAGACUCCCAAGGGGAAAGUCGUGGAGCCGCUCAGCAGGCUCGCACGAAAAAGUCAGGCCCGCGUGAGAUUAGGAUCUUAUUUAUUUGACGGAGAACGUUUGGUUUACGUCUCGGACGCGAGUGGUGAAGAUGACAUUGAGUUGCACUGGGAAGAGGCGGACCGGCCAGCCAAGCGACUUGGUUUGCACCAUGGUCUGCUUGGACGAGUGGAAAUCCUUGUCCCGAGUCCUGAGGCACCGCUUGUCGCGGUUGUGAAUCAUAGAGACUCUUUGUUGAUAAUCAACGUUGAAAACGGCGAGAUGAGAACGGCUGAUUCGUCGAGCGAAGGGGGUGGAAUUGAUGACUUGACGUGGAGUCCGUGUGGCAACUGGCUCGCGUACACGCACUACAUGAACAACGACAGGUCUUGCAUCCGCAUCCUGGACGUUCGAAAUGGUAAGGUCUUCGACGCUACGAGACCGGUCUUAGGUGAUCAUUCUCCGGCUUGGGAUCCCGACGGCAAGUAUUUGUACUUUUUGGGUUCCCGCGAACUCGAGCCCGUGUACGACGCGGCCACUUUUGGUCUGGCUUUCCCACACGUCGAGCGGCCGCACUUGAUCAUAUUGCAGAAGGACGUGCGAAACCCGUUGUUGAAAGAAUUGAGACCUCCUUACGAUACGGAGUCUUCCUCGGGCUCCGAUUACGACUCUGAAUCAGAGAGCAUGCCUCGAAACGAAAAGACGAGUGGCGCCAAGAACAAGUGGACGUCCAAGAAGAAGUCCAGCUCGAAGGGUGAAGAGGACGAAGACGAUUGGGAAACGGACGACGGAGACGAGGAAGAUGACGAGAUGCGGAGCGAAGAUGAGAGCGAUGAUGAUUACGCGCCUUCGAAUCACUCUGAUGACGCGCCUCCACCGAUUGAGAUUGAUGUCGACGGUUUGACCGACAGAGUUAUCGCGUUGCCGAUGCCCAUUUCCAGAUACGGCUCCCUCUGCGGCCUCGAAGAUGGUAGAUUUAUGGUUGUUGAGUAUCCUCCGAGCCGGGGCGCUCCCGGAGGGGUCGGUGUGGACUACUCCUCCGACGAAGAUGAUGAAGGUCUUGGCUCGUUGAUCUCAUACAGCAUUCGAGACUUGCGCCGAAGUAUUUUGAUUCACGGCGGUGUGAGCGAAGUAUCGCUUUCCAUGGAUCGUAAGUGCAUGGCAGUGGAACGCGAUUCAGGAGGUUACCUAGAACUUCGCGUGUACAAGGCGGGGGUGCGCCCCGAGGAGGAGGGAAGCGACAGUGAAGAGUUGGAUCAGCAGCUGUGCGACCGCAGGACGGGAUUGGUCAACCUUGAUGGUCGAAUCCGCGUUCUCGUGGACCCGCAAAGAGAGUGGGCGCAAAUGCUCGGUGAGGUCUAUCGUCGACUUCGUGAUGACUUUUACGAUGAAGACAUGAACGGCGUUGACUGGGAACAAGUUUUGGAAGAAUACGAAAAGCUUUUGCCAAAGGUGAGCACAAGGACCGAGUUCGCGGACUUGCUGCGAGAGAUGACCGCCAGACUUGGAUGCUCGCACGUCGCCGUCACGCCGGGUGAUCCAGGACGUUCGGCACGUCGACACUCCGCUGGUUACCUCGGCGCUGACUUCAUAUGGGACGCAAAAUCGGGUGGAUAUCGAAUAAUGAAUAUUGUCAAGGGAGAUAGCUGGGACGACGCGCGCGGCGGUGUCUUGAGCAAGCCGGGCGUGAACAUCAACGAGGGAGACAUCUUGCUCUCGAUCGAUCGUAUUCCUCUAACCGAGGAUAUACCUCCGGCGUCGUUGUUGAUCGAGAAGGGCGGCGCCGAAGUUCUGCUCAUGGUGAAAAUUGACAGCGACGGCGGGCCCAUCGAAGAGGCGCUCGACAAACUCGUCUUGGGGAAGAAUGGAAAGAAGAAGAGCACGAAUAAGAAGAACGACGGCGCGCCAAAGAAAGGCGACGUUGUUCCUGUGCGCGUGCGAGCGAUGCACUCCGAAGUCGACGCGCGGUAUCGGGAUAUGAUUCAGAAGAGAACAUCUCGCGUUCACACGAAGAGUGAUGGACUCGUCGGGUACUUGCAUGUGCCCGACAUGGAGCGCACGGGUUACUCCGAAUUUUGGCGUCAUUACGCGUGCGAAGUACGCAAGGGUAGUUUAAUUCUCGAUUUACGUGGAAACACGGGCGGACACAUCAGCGAGUUGUUGCUGUCGAAGUUGUCGCAGCGCGCGUUGGCUUGGGACAUUCCUCGCCGCGGGGAGCUUCAGGUUUACCCGCAGAACACGCCGGGUCCGCUCGUCAUGCUCGUCGAUGAGCGCACGGGCUCCGACGCAGAACUCAUGGCGGAGUCAUUCAGAAAUCUUGGUUUAGGACGCGUCGUCGGCACGCGCACGUGGGGAGGUUUGCUCUCGAUAAAUGGUUCCGGAGACCUCAUCGACGGGUCAGAGUUGAGCCUUCCGUCGCAAAACGUAUUGCUCGUGAACGAGUUGAACAAUCCGCGAACGAAUUCGGUAGAAAACAGAGGGGUCGUUCCUGACGUUGAAGUUCGCGUCUCUCCCGCCGAUCACGCGCGUGGUGCGGAUCCACAGCUCGACCGCGCGGUGAAGGAGGCGCUCGAGUUGCUCGAAACGCGCGACGAAACCGCGCGCGCGCCCCUCUUCCUCAACAAAGCUCGCAAGGACGAGACCGCGGCGCAAGAGAUCGAAAAGUCACUCACGCGUAAACCGUGGUCAUUCGCGACGUGGGCGCCGCUUCCACCCACCAAGGAGGAGGAAGAGAAGGCGCGCGCCGCGCGUUCCGGCUCGCGCGCCGCAAAGUUCCGCCGAGGCGCCGCGCGCGUCGAGUCGAAGGAAAUAUAA
Molecule: messenger RNA, 3999 nt
Organism: Ostreococcus tauri
Lineage: Eukaryota; Viridiplantae; Chlorophyta; Mamiellophyceae; Mamiellales; Bathycoccaceae
Product: Quinonprotein alcohol dehydrogenase-like superfamily
Exons: 1
Coding region: 1-3999 (1332 amino acids)
Biological process (GO): proteolysis
Molecular function (GO): protein binding; serine-type peptidase activity
Source: RefSeq, a predicted model, not a curated record